Messenger RNA from Bipolaris sorokiniana ND90Pr, 944 nucleotides. RefSeq lists its product as uncharacterized. Gene Ontology annotation, molecular function: RNA binding. Lineage: Eukaryota; Fungi; Ascomycota; Dothideomycetes; Pleosporales; Pleosporaceae. The record is from RefSeq and is a predicted model, not a curated record. The transcript is spliced from 5 exons. The coding region runs from base 102 to 722 and encodes 206 amino acids.
CGUCGCACAAGGACAGAAACUGCGCGUUCGCAACCCAAUCAAGUGCUACAUCUCUAGUAAUACACAGCGGUCUUUCAGCUUAUACACCUUCCGCCGCAAUCAUGUCAGAUGUCGAGGCCGAGCAGAAGCGUGAGGAGGAUGAGCGUCUCGAUACUGCAGAAGACCCAAACGAGGAGGAAGAAAUCUCUGCAAUGAGGCGCCGUGUUCAGGAGAUGGAGGAAGAGGCACAGAAGCUGCGCCAAAUGCAGCAAGCCAUCGACAAUGAACGGCACGAGAUGCGCGAAAGCAAAGAGGACGUUGAUGCGCGAAGUGUCUUUGUCGGCAACGUAGAUUACGGAGCCAGCCCCGAAGAGAUUCAGGCGCAUUUCCAGAGCAUCGGUAGCAUCAACCGUGUCACUAUUUUGUUAGACAAGUUCACUGGACAUCCUAAAGGGUAUGCUUAUGUGGAGUUCACAGAACCCCAUUUGGUCAAUGAGGCCUUGGUCCUCGACAAUAGUCAAUUCCGGAAUCGCAACUUGAAGGUUGUGCCCAAGCGAACGAACCUCCCAGGUAUGACGCGAGGCGGACGUGGCGGCCGAGGUGGCGGCCGAGGUGGCUACGGCGGACGUGGCUCGCCGUACGGACGCGGCGGAUUUAAUAGUUACGGCGCUCCUCCUCGAGGAGGUGGUUAUCGGGGUGGAUACCGCGGAGGAAGAGGAGGUUCCGCGUACCGUCCUUACUAGAGUUGGGCAAUAGCACACAUGGAUCUGUGUUGGGUUUUCAACCGUUUUAUUGAAGGAAAGAUUCAUAAAGGGGCACAUGAAAUUGGAACGGAGUCGCGGUGAAGCUUUGCAACAGCAAAGGGCUUUGUACUAUACCUCAAAAGGUCCGCUGGGGGAUAUGCUGCUUGGAAUAUGGCAUCAGAUUUGUCCUCAUUUCCACCACCCGGAUAUAAUUUUCUUUCG